UUGAGACAACCGAAAUUAACAGCACCCGUUACCUGCCGUUUAACCUCAAUAUCCUCCAUUGAAACGGCCAAAACGGCCGGUGUGAUUAAAUUCCUAUAAAUAUAUAAAUAUAAAGAGCUCAGCACAACUAAAGUCAACAAUUCUAGGAUAAUUAUACACUUUUCUUCCUACAUCUCUGCAUUUAACAACAUGACCAAAAAUGAUUAUUUCUUGUUACUGAUCAUCCUCCUGAACAUCCUCGGAUUCUGUGUUCAUUUAAUUAAAUCGAAUCCACAUCCCCAAUUCCCAUGUCAGCCACCUCAUCACAAAUAUCCUUUCUGCAACAAAAAUAUCCCUAUCUCCACUAGAGUUCAGUCCCUUAUCUCCUUACUCACCAUUGAUGAGAAGAUCUUACACCUCUCUGAUAAUACCACUUCAAUACCAAGACUUGGUUUGCCAGCAUACGAAUGGUGGUCAGAAUCUCUUCAUGGUAUUGCCACUAAUGGACCUGCGGUCAACUUCAAUGGCCAAAUCAAAGGUGCCACUAGUUUCCCUCAAGUUAUUCUUACUGCAGCUGCUUUCAAUAGAACAUUGUGGCAUUCAAUUGCAACGGCUAUUGCAGUUGAGGCAAGGGCUAUGUACAAUUUGGGUCAAGCUGGGCUUACAUUUUGGGCACCUAAUAUUAACAUUUUUAGGGACCCCAGAUGGGGAAGAGGUCAAGAAACGCCAGGGGAAGAUCCUAUGGUGGUUUCUGCUUAUGCCAUUGAGUAUGUUACGGGCUUUCAAGGCUUGAAUCCGAUGGCUAAAAAAGGAAAUAGAAAUGGGUUUGGGAAAAAGCGGAGGUUUCUUAAAGGAGAUGAUAAUGAUAGUGAGAGGCUGAUGUUAUCGGCUUGUUGUAAGCAUUUCACUGCUUAUGACUUGGAGAAAUGGGGUAAUGCUACCAGAUAUGACUUCAAUGCUGUGGUGACGAAGCAGGAUAUGGAGGAUACGUUUCAGGCACCUUUUCGUAGUUGUAUCCAGCAAGGUAAGGCAAGUUGCUUGAUGUGUUCCUACAAUAGUGUGAAUGGAGUACCAGCAUGUGCAGAUAAGGAGCUCUUAGACAAAGUACGAACUGACUGGGGGUUCGACGGAUACAUCACCUCUGAUUGUGAUGCUGUGGCUACUAUAUAUGAAAACCAAAAAUACACCAAAACGCGUGAAGAUGCAGUUGCUGUUGCUCUUAAAGCAGGAACAAAUAUUAAUUGUGGAACAUAUAUGUUGCGACAUAUGAAAUCUGCAUUUCAGCAGGGGAGUGUGCUUAAAGAAGACCUAGAUAGAGCCCUACAAUACUUGUUUUCUGUUCAAUUCCGGCUUGGUCUUUUUGAUGGAAAUCCUGCAGAUGGACAGUUUGCAAACUUUGGGGCUCAAGAUGUCUGCACUUCUCAUCACUUGAAUUUGGCCCUUGAUGCAGCAAGGCAGGGCAUUGUGCUUCUUAAAAAUGAUCAGAAGUUCUUGCCUUUGGACAAGACAAGUGUUUCGACAUUAGCUAUAGUCGGUCCUAUGGCAAAUGUGAGCAGUCCGGGUGGUACUUACUCAGGAGUGCCAUGCAAAUUAAAGAGCAUCCGCGAGGGGUUUCACCGACAUAUAAAUAGAACACUUUAUGCAGCUGGUUGCCUUAACGUAGGAUGCAAUUCCACUGCUGGUUUCCAGGAUGCUAUUUCUAUUGUUAAAGAAGCUGAUUAUGUAAUUGUUGUGGCUGGGUUGGAUUUAUCCGAGGAAACUGAGGAUCAUGACCGGUAUAGUCUUCUCUUACCCGGUCAACAGAAAAACUUAGUUAUCACUCUUGCAGCUGCAAGUAAGAAGCCAAUUAUUUUGGUUCUUACUGGUGGUGGACCUGUUGAUGUAUCCUUUGCUGAGAAAGACCCUAGAAUUGCUAGUAUCUUAUGGGUUGCUUACCCUGGAGAGACUGGUGGCAAAGCACUUUCCGAGAUAAUUUUUGGAUAUCAAAAUCCAGGUGGAAAAUUGCCUAUGACUUGGUACCUAGAGUCAUUCACCAAAGUGCCAAUGACUGACAUGAAUAUGCGAGCUGAUCCAUCGAAUGGUUAUCCUGGAAGAACCUAUCGGUUUUACACUGGAGACGUGCUAUAUGGAUUUGGGCAUGGAUUGAGCUAUACAAGCUUCUCUUCACAACUCUUAUCUGCACCGAGCAGAUUGAGUUUAUCACUUGCUAAAUCUAAUCGAAAGAGGAGUAUACUUGCCAAAGGACGCAGUAGGCUAGGUUACAUACAUGUUGACGAAGCGGAAAGUUGUCAUUCAUCAAAAUUCUUUGUUCAUAUCUCUGUCACAAAUGAUGGGGACAGGGAUGGAAGCCAUGUUCUGAUGUUAUUCUCGAGAGUGCCGCAGAAUUUUCAAGGUGCUCCACAGAAACAACUUGUUGGAUUUGAUCGUGUGCAUGUCCCAGCACAUAAAUCUGUUGAAACAAGUCUCUUGGUAGAUCCUUGCGAGCUUCUUAGCUUUGCAAAUGAUCAAGGCAACCGAAUAUUGGCGCUUGGUGAACACACUCUUAUAUUAGAUGAUAUAGAGCAUGUUGUAUCCAUAGAAAUCUGACAAGAGCCAUCAUCGUUAUGAGGCAGUCGAAUGGCAUCUCCGUCAUGUCAGAGCAUGAAGAUAAGGAAUUAUAGGCCAAUGCCGAUCCUUGAGUCUCUUUGUUGUUGUUUGAACAUAGGAGGUGGCCAACACCUAUAGUCUGAUUUCAAGCUCAGGGGGUGGUUUUUAAGGAUCAAUUAGACUAACUCUUAUAUUCUGGUUUAUUUGUAAGUAGACAAAGUUUAUCAUUUUCAUAUCUUCCACGGGGAAUAAAUAGAAACAAUAGGUCUAUUUUAAUGGAUUAGGGGUGUGAUAAGCAAUGAACAUUUGGACGUGUUCUUUGUAUGCUCAUGUGAACAAUUGCAGAUUCAUUACAAGAAUGUGAAGGAAUUGUAAUAGUUCUUUUA
This is a messenger RNA of Nicotiana attenuata, 2951 nucleotides long. RefSeq names its product probable beta-D-xylosidase 6. Gene Ontology annotation, biological process: xylan catabolic process; arabinan catabolic process. Gene Ontology annotation, cellular component: plant-type cell wall. Gene Ontology annotation, molecular function: alpha-L-arabinofuranosidase activity; xylan 1,4-beta-xylosidase activity. The record is from RefSeq and is a predicted model, not a curated record. NCBI's taxonomy places the organism in Eukaryota, Viridiplantae, Streptophyta, Magnoliopsida, Solanales, Solanaceae. The transcript has 6 exons. The coding region runs from base 190 to 2565 and encodes 791 amino acids.